AGCGUUAUCGAUAACGGAUCAGAUGUUAUGUGUAAACUGAAUUUCGGCUUUUAAAAUCUUAAAUUAAUAGUAGUAGUUAAAUCGAAUAAAAGACAUGUGUUUGAACAUGCACACGAUAAUUCUGGGCAGGUUACGCAUGCAACACUCUAAAAACAUUUCGAGGUUCUUGCGGCACUCUAGCAAGCAGUUGGACGGAACACAUAACAAUGCCGUGGUAAUCGCAGCCGCUGUGCGUACCCCGAGUACGCCAUUCAAGGCGGAGGAGCAGCAGCUGGCUGGCAUUGUCAUCGAUGAGCUGGUGAAACGCACUUUGGUGCCGCGGGAGGAGUUCAAAAAGCUAAUUGUCUGCUCCUCGUCGAAUGCAUCCGCCACCGAGUGCAAUGAGCGACUCACCAACGUAGCCAAAGAACUGGGCUUGAAGGGCUGCGAGACACAUGCCGUGCAGGACGACAUAUGCUCAAUUACUGGACUGCGAAUGACCCUGGACAGUCUGCGGGAGGGAAAGGCGCAGUGCAUUAUUACGGGCGAUACACGCUGCCAGUACCUUGAACCGGAUGAUGGUGUUCUGGCCAAUGAGCUGAUGACCGUUCCGGUCAGAGGCAAACCAAACGCCAAGGCGGAUCCCUCAGAGCCCGCACCAACUUUGGGCGCUGCGGCACUGGCCUGGACCACAUACAAAACUGCAGAACGCCUUCAGCUGCAGCCGCUGGCUUUGGUGCGUGAAUUUGCUGUGAAAAAUAACCGAGAAGAUGCACUGUACCACUUGCACGGCGGGCAUCCGCUUCUGCCCAAUCAAAUUAACACCUGGGACCUGGUUACGAGCCGAGAGCCCCGCAAGCCAUCCAUUAAUCUUGACACAAACGGCAACAAACUGUGCACCCACGACAAUCUGCAUAUAACCGCCAGUCACCUGCUCACGCAUCUUGUGCACUCCCUGCCCGCUGGCGAGCUUGGCUGUGCCUACAUGGAUGGAAAGGAUGGCCGUUUGAUGAUCAUAUUUCUCGAAAAACUCGUGCCCAAAAUCGCCCAGGUGGAUGGUCUUCCGCUGCUGACGCUGUACACCAAAGAGCCGUGUCCUUUGUGCGAUGAUUUGGUGGCUCAAUUGGAGCACAAAUAUGCUGGUAAAUUCAGGCUGGAAAAGGUUUACAUCGAUCGCAAGGAGAAUGUACGCUUCUUGCGGCUAUUUCGGCAUGAUAUACCCGUCUUGUUCUUUAAUGGACAAUUUCUAUGCAUGCACAAACUGAACGAAGAGGCGCUGCAUGAACGUCUGGCUGGCCUGCACAAGGGCUAA
Drosophila obscura is the source of this 1291-nucleotide messenger RNA. RefSeq lists its product as uncharacterized. Gene Ontology annotation, molecular function: acyltransferase activity. The record is from RefSeq and is a predicted model, not a curated record. Lineage: Eukaryota; Metazoa; Arthropoda; Insecta; Diptera; Drosophilidae. The coding region runs from base 95 to 1291 and encodes 398 amino acids. The transcript has 3 exons.